Fimicolochytrium jonesii is the source of this 825-nucleotide messenger RNA. RefSeq lists its product as uncharacterized. The coding region runs from base 1 to 825 and encodes 274 amino acids. NCBI's taxonomy places the organism in Eukaryota, Fungi, Chytridiomycota, Chytridiomycetes, Spizellomycetales, Powellomycetaceae. The record is from RefSeq and is a predicted model, not a curated record. Gene Ontology annotation, biological process: lipid biosynthetic process. The transcript has a single exon. Gene Ontology annotation, molecular function: iron ion binding; oxidoreductase activity.
AUGACAGACAUCUCCGUUUCCAUUGUUGUCGGGGUCGCUUUGUCGGUCCUUCUCGCCGCUUGGGCCGUAGCGCAUAUGCUCGUCCUUGAGCAGUGGACCAACUUCCUCUACUUCCACGCGAGGAUUCUGAAGCGUCGCACGCCUCUCGGCCCGAUGACAAACAGUCGUCGACACCUCUCCGAGAACUUCAAAGAUCUCACUUGUCUUUCGAUAACGCCGAUGACCCUGCUCGUGCACAUCGCGUCGCCUGAAGUAUUGAGUGGCCGCUUGGAUCUCGCGCUUCGGCCACUGGACAUCGCAGUAUCGGUCAUCGGGAUAUACAUCUGCUUUGAUGUCAUCUACUACUGCGUUCAUCGGACCUUCCACCAAGUCCCCUUCCUUUAUGUGCACAUCCACAAACGCCAUCACGAGGAUGUUCCCGUCCAUCUCUUCCUAACGGCAAAAGCCGAAUAUAUUGAGAACAUAUUGGCCGUAUCGCCCGGCAUCUCGAUCUGGGUCAUCCUGGUCCUCAAGUUCUUCCCAACACUCAACCUCUGGACUCUACUCCUCCCUGUGCUGACCCUCGUCAUGGAAUUCAAUACGGCGCACACCGGAUACCUCGACCAUCCUCUGCUCUACUUGAUGAGCCCUUUACAAUGGCUUGUCAAAGCUCUACCUUCAGCGCGUCAUGUUGCCCAAGAGCAUGAGGAACACCAUUUAACGUUGAAGAAGAAUUUCGCGCCCAUCUUCAGUUUCCUCGAUCGGUUAGGCGGAACCCAUUCCGUCCCGGAUCGUAAGAGAUUUGCAACCGCCGACGUAAUGGAAUCACGAAUCAAAAGGACGUAG